UUUCUUAAAAAAAAAAAAAAAAAGUUAAAUUAAACUCCAAUAUCUAUCUUAGUUUUUCCACUAACAAACAAAGGCUGACUUUGGUGUUGCCUUUGAGGACUAGAUAUAGCACUGCCUCUCUUUUUCCCUCUCUUUCGUUCUUACUCUCGAGGGACGAGGAAGAAGAAUGGAGGCGAUAGCAAAGCACGAUUUUACGGCGACGGCCGAGGAUGAGCUUAGUUUUCGUAGAAGCCAAAUCCUGAAGAUUUUAAAUAUGGAAGAUGAUAUGAAUUGGUACAGAGCUGAAUUAGAUUCCAGGGAAGGACUUAUUCCAAGUAAUUACAUAGAAAUGAAAAAUCAUGACUGGUACUAUGGUAGGAUAACCAGAGCAGAUGCAGAAAGACUCUUAAUGAACAAACAUGAAGGCGCCUUUCUUAUUAGAAUCAGUGAAAGUUCUCCUGGUGAUUUUUCUUUGUCUGUAAAAUGUUCAGAUGGUGUCCAACAUUUCAAGGUAUUGAGAGAUGCUCAGGGUAAAUUUUUCCUUUGGGUGGUCAAAUUUAACAGUCUUAAUGAAUUAGUAGAAUAUCAUCGUACAGCAUCUGUAUCUCGUUCACAAGAUGUUAAAUUAAGGGAUAUGGUGCCAGAAGAAUGUUUAGUGCAAGCAUUGUAUGACUUUCAACCUCAAGAACCAGGUGAACUUGAAUUCAAACGAGGUGAUGUAAUUACUGUUACUGAUCGCACAGAUCAACAUUGGUGGCAUGGAGAAAUUGGUAAUAGACGAGGACUGUUUCCUUCUACAUAUGUUACUCCAUAUCACUCCUAGGCCUCAUGUUGUGCACACAGAGGUCAAAGGCACCGGCCACAUUAUCCCACCACUAUCACGUACAGGAUCAGACUUACUGCAGAAUUAAUCAACAACAUUUUACAGACUCCACCAAUUGAAUGGGCUACUAGGAUGUAUUGGUG
Messenger RNA from Eufriesea mexicana, 945 nucleotides. RefSeq names its product growth factor receptor-bound protein 2 drk (gene drk). The record is from RefSeq and is a predicted model, not a curated record. Gene Ontology annotation, molecular function: protein binding. The transcript is spliced from 6 exons. The coding region runs from base 167 to 802 and encodes 211 amino acids. Lineage: Eukaryota; Metazoa; Arthropoda; Insecta; Hymenoptera; Apidae.